UUGAGCUGAGGGCAGCAUUUCCGCCUGUACCUCUCUGUCAGUUUAUUGUUUUUCUGUGGAUUUAUUUCUAAACUCAUCACCUGUACUUGUGUAAUAUUUUGAUGGUAUUUCUCUGCCGGAAUAAAGAAGAACUUUUCAGGAAUUGAAUCUAUCAUGGAGUCAGGAAGCCGGCUCGCUGCACUGUCGUUACUACUCUCCCUGUUGUCUCCCUGUGUUCGUACCUUCAGCCCUGAUCAGAUUGACCCUCUGCUGUAUGAAGAGCAGCUGUUGUGGGUGAGCGGAGUCCAGGGGGAGGUGAACACCUACAGGAUCCCCCUGCUCACCUUCACCCCAAAAGGAAGCCUGCUGGCCUUCUCAGAGGGAAGGAAGUCGACGGCAAUGGACUAUGGAGCAAAGUUCCUCGCAAUGCGGCGGUCCACGGACAAAGGAGCCACCUGGUCCCCGACCUCCUUCAUAGUCGAUGAUGGACAGACACGUGAUGGCCUGAACCUGGGCGCCGUGGUGGUGGAUGAGGAAAUGGGCUCGGUGAUUCUGGUCUACAGUGUCUGCUUCAGACUCUCUUACUGCCAACCGUCCAGCACCAUGAUGGUGGAGAGCCGGGACGACGGCCUCAGCUGGAGCCCCCCCAGAAACCUGUCGGUCCAGCUCGGGGUGAAGAGCUUUGCUCCUGGGCCGGGAUUCGGCAUCCAGAAACGCUACAACCCGGCUAAGGGGAGGUUGGUGGUGUGUGGUCAUGGGACAUUGGCAGGAAACGGAGUUUUUUGCAUCCUGAGUGAUGACCACGGACAAAACUGGUACAACGGCGCUGCGCUGAAAAGCAUCCCUUACAACGAGAAAAAGAGGGCACUGGACUUCAGCCCUGACGAGUGCCAGCCGGUGGAGCUGAUGGACGGCAGCAUCGUCAUCAACGUGCGGAACCAGAACCACUACCACUGUCGGUGUCGCAUGGUGGUACGCAGCCGUGACGGCGGAUUGACCCUGCCUUUAGAUAAUCUUUAUUUUGACUAUGAGCUGGUGGAUUCUGCCGUAGCAGCCGGAGCUCUGCUGAAAGACAAAGUGCUCUACUUCACCAACCCCUCUAAUGAGCAACAGAGAAUUAACCUGACCUUACGCUGGUCGCUGAAUGAGGGUGACUCUUGGGUGAAUAAAGCUACGCAGUUAUGGGCGGGUCCCAGCGGCUACUCCUGCAUCACAUCACUGGACAGCGGCUCGCCGGAGGACCGAAAGUACAUCUUUGUCAUCUACGAGAAGGGCCACAAAGACUAUGAUGAGACUGUGUCGUUCGCCAAGAUCCACCUGUAUGGUGGUCGGUAGAGCAUGUGGGAGGGAGGUAAAUAAAUUCCAAUACAUUCUGGAGCUAAAGGGAAACAGGACGCUGUUGUUUACUCCCAUGACUUUCUCAGGAAGAAAACAAAAGAGAUUUUAAACUUACUUUAUGAUAUUCAGAGUGUGAAAAUUGUGUUUGGGCUGUGGUGAUCUCAAAAUACAUUUUCUUGUUAUUUUAUCUUUAUCUUAAUCUAUCUUCGUCUCAAUUUAUCAUGUCUAUUUUUCUGUUUUCGGAUAUGUUACCAAGUCUGGGUUUUGCUAAAAACCUUUGCGCUGUCACAAUAUUUGGUGAAUUCUCUGUUCCUACACAGAAGAUAAUAUGACCAAGCAAGGGACUUAAAUCAAGCUGUUUUGAAGCUAACGUCAAAAUCUCAGUUUUACAGUACGAUAAUACAACAUUGAAGUAUUAGAUCCCAGUCUUCCACCAUGAAGAAGAGCCAUAUCUUUCAACGGUUUCAAGAUGGUGUUAAUGCAAUAUAGAUUCAAGCACAUCUGGCAACUAGCAAUAAGUCACCUCAUAAACAGAUUCACUGUAUGCCGACACUGAUGUGAAGUGAUUCCUUUUUACUCAGAUAAUAUUGAUUAAUACUGAAGCAGCCUACUUUCAAAUCUUAAAUGGGUAUUUGCUUUUUAUUAUAUGUAUUGCCCUUAUUAAGCUGUGAGUGUGCCUUGGAUAUAUGCUGACCAAACUUGGUUCUGCGUUUAUAAAACCAGAAAUUGUGUAAAAUAUUGUGAAUAGCCUAUUGUUAUAAAACUACAAUUGAAUGCAAUUUUAUAUUGGAGUAUGAUUACUUUAAGUAAAAUGAUGAAUUAGAUGUGUGACUGAAUUUGAGAAUGAAGAGGUAAAUACAUAAUGUAGCCUCUCUUGCAUUUGUGCAGAAUGUAUUCUAAAAUGUUUCAAACAGUUUGAACUCCACUCUACUCAGAUUUGGAUAACCUAUUUUAUUCCAGGAUUGCCAUGUAUCACCAGCAUUGUACACAGGGUUACGGUACAUUUUUUUCAUGCAGGAAAUGAUCUGAUCUGUACUAUCUGUAGAAUUAAUAAAUUACUUCUAACAUGUUUUGGGCAC
Anoplopoma fimbria (sablefish) is the source of this 2396-nucleotide messenger RNA. RefSeq names its product neuraminidase 1 (gene neu1). NCBI's taxonomy places the organism in Eukaryota, Metazoa, Chordata, Actinopteri, Perciformes, Anoplopomatidae. The transcript has 7 exons. Gene Ontology annotation, molecular function: exo-alpha-sialidase activity. Bases 154 to 1314 code for a protein of 386 amino acids. Gene Ontology annotation, cellular component: cytoplasm; membrane; lysosome. Gene Ontology annotation, biological process: oligosaccharide catabolic process; ganglioside catabolic process. The record is from RefSeq and is a predicted model, not a curated record.